Molecule: messenger RNA, 6443 nt
Organism: Trachemys scripta elegans
Lineage: Eukaryota; Metazoa; Chordata; Testudines; Emydidae
Gene: DCLK1
Product: doublecortin like kinase 1
Exons: 17
Coding region: 28-2250 (740 amino acids)
Biological process (GO): neuron migration; retina development in camera-type eye; photoreceptor cell development
Cellular component (GO): neuron projection; axoneme
Molecular function (GO): microtubule binding; protein kinase activity; ATP binding
Source: RefSeq, a predicted model, not a curated record
CCCCCAAGAAAUAGAUUUACAUCAAAGAUGUCCUUUGGAAGAGACAUGGAGCUGGAACACUUUGAUGAGCGUGAUAAAGCACAGCGAUAUGGCAGAGGGUCACGGGUAAAUGGUCUGCCUAGCCCUACCCACAGUGCCCACUGCAGCUUUUACCGAACCCGCACUCUACAAACCCUCAGUUCUGAGAAAAAAGCCAAGAAAGUUCGUUUCUAUCGCAACGGAGACCGGUAUUUCAAAGGGAUUGUCUAUGCCAUCUCCCCCGACCGGUUUAGAUCUUUUGAGGCCCUGUUGGCUGAUCUGACCCGAACUCUGUCUGAUAAUGUGAAUCUGCCCCAGGGAGUGAGAACAAUCUACACCAUUGAUGGUGCCAAGAAGAUUUCCACCUUGGACCAGCUAGUGGAAGGGGAGAGCUAUGUGUGUGGUUCAAUAGAACCUUUCAAAAAACUGGAGUACACGAAGAAUGUAAACCCAAAUUGGUCAGUGAAUGUUAAGACAACAUCCACUUCCCGUGCGGUGCCGUCUCUUGCCACUGUCAAAGGAAGUCCUUCAGAUACAAGAGAGAAUAAGGAUUUCAUUAGGCCUAAACUGGUCACCAUCAUCAGGAGUGGUGUGAAACCACGUAAAGCAGUCCGGAUUCUGCUUAAUAAGAAGACAGCACAUUCAUUUGAACAGGUUCUUACUGAUAUAACUGAUGCCAUCAAGCUGGAUUCGGGAGUGGUUAAACGCCUGUACACACUGGAUGGAAAACAGGUGAUGUGCCUUCAGGAUUUCUUUGGUGAAGAUGACAUUUUUAUUGCAUGUGGACCAGAAAAGUUCCGUUACCAGGAUGAUUUCUUGCUAGAUGAAAGUGAAUGUCGGGUAGUGAAAUCUACUUCCUAUACCAAAAUAGCUUCAACAUCACGUAGGAGCACCACCAAGAGCCCGGGUCCAUCUAGACGCAGCAAGUCUCCUGCCUCUACCAGCUCAGUUAAUGGAACCCCUGGUAGCCAGCUUUCUACUCCCCGCUCUGGGAAGUCUCCAAGCCCAUCUCCUACCAGCCCAGGAAGCCUGCGAAAACAGAGGAGCUCCCAACACAGUGGCUCCUCUACCUCAUUAGCAUCCACCAAAGUUUGCAGCUCCAUGGAUGAAAAUGAUGGACCUGGAGAAGAAGUGUUGGAAGAAGGCUUCCAGGUUCCAGCAUCAAUAGCAGAAAGAUAUAAAGUUGGAAGGACUAUAGGAGACGGAAAUUUUGCUAUUGUAAAGGAGUGUAUAGAAAGGUCAACUGGUAGAGAAUAUGCUCUGAAAAUCAUAAAAAAAAGUAAAUGUAGAGGAAAAGAGCACAUGAUCCAGAAUGAGGUAUCCAUUUUAAGAAGGGUCAAACAUCCCAAUAUUGUUCUUCUGAUUGAGGAGAUGGACAUGCCAACUGAGUUGUACCUUGUCAUGGAGCUUGUAAAGGGAGGAGACCUUUUUGAUGCCAUUACCUCCACUAACAAAUACACAGAGCGGGAUGCCAGUGGGAUGCUGUACAAUCUGGCCAGUGCCAUCAAAUACCUCCAUAGCUUGAACAUUGUUCACAGGGAUAUCAAACCUGAGAAUCUACUGGUUUAUGAACACCAAGAUGGAAGCAAGUCUCUGAAGCUGGGAGACUUUGGGCUGGCAACAAUAGUGGAUGGACCUCUUUACACAGUCUGUGGGACCCCUACAUAUGUAGCUCCAGAAAUCAUUGCAGAAGCUGGAUAUGGCCUGAAGGUGGACAUCUGGGCAGCUGGUGUGAUUACUUACAUCCUGCUGUGUGGCUUUCCUCCAUUCCGUGGAUGUGGAGAUGACCAGGAAGUGCUUUUUGAUCAGAUUUUGAUGGGCCAGGUGGAUUUCCCAUCUCCAUACUGGGAUAAUGUUUCUGAUUCUGCAAAGGAACUUAUCACAAUGAUGCUUCAGGUAGAUGUAGAUCAGCGAUUCUCAGCCUUGCAAGUUCUCGAACAUCCGUGGGUUAAUGAUGAUGGCCUUCCAGAGAAUGAGCAUCAGCUUUCAGUAGCUGGGAAGAUAAAGAAGCAUUUCAAUACAGGACCUAAACCCAACAGCACAGCAGCUGGAGUUUCUGUCAUAACAACCACCGCUCUUGAUAAGGAGAGGCAGGUUUUCCGACGAAGACGCAACCAGGAUGUGAGGGGACGUUAUAAGACUCAGCAAGCUCCACCAGAACUCAACUCUGAAUCGGAAGACUAUUCACCAAGUUCAUCCGAGACUGUUCGCUCACCUAACUCACCCUUUUAAUAAAACACUUUUGCUCAAAGUCUUGGCUUAACCCUUUGAGAUUCUGAAAAUCCUCCAAACCUGUGUGAAACGGUUACAUCUGAUCUAUCUAGCACUAAUGCUCGAAUGAUGGAACAGAAAAGGGUGUUUACAGUAUCUUUGUAAUAAUAAUUUCCUAACUGACUGAAAUGAUACUUGUGCUCUGUCUAGAUUGUGACUUGCUGCUAAUAUGAUCCUCAAAGGGUUAAGACUAUUUUGCAUUUUUUUAAGAUAAGAGCAAUGAAUGUUUUCAUCAGUCAUGCUAGGACCCGCAGUUUGUAAUUUUAGCACAUGUUAACCCUCUGAGUGCAUAAUAAUCUUUAACCUUGAUGGCCCAUACUAGGGCUUUAUUGAUUUAUAUGCACAUAUCUUUCCCCCCAUCUCCUUAGUUCUUUUCCCAUUGUUCUGGCCAAAACAAUAUUCAAAUGCUACUCUGAGAGAUUGCAAAUGGGAGUUUUUAAAAAUCUUGUUUUAAAGCAGCGUAUUCUAAACUUCUAUGAUAUUCUACCACAGAGGGCUGACCAUUAUUGGUGGUGCCAUACAGGAUAAGUGGAAAAUUGGUGGUAGGAUUGCCUCAUAACAAUCUACCUAAGGUGACGUGACAAUACCAUCAAAAUUGUUGCUUCCACAUUAUUGGCUGCUAGCGGCUGUUGUGUAGUAGUGGCAGAGUCAUAAGAAGUGGGUGAAGGACACAUUCUAUCAUGCUUUGGUAUGUAAAGAUCUAAUUCUAAAACUUUCCCUGGCCACACACACAAGAAUGUACAGAUGGGGAAGAGCAAUUAGUUUCUCUGGAGCAUUGGGAUUUUGAAGAGGGGAUACUCCUCUCAACACAAUCAUGUUUUUUCAUAAAUACACUGUGAUUACUACCAGGAGAGAGACUUUUAAGAGAGAGAGAUGAAAAAUCCAGCAUUAAAGGAAAGAGAAUUACCCUUACAAUAGUUACAUUAUUUAUAAAUUGGGGGAAAUACCUGGCAUGUUAACAUUUAAGAAAAGCCUUUGGGUGAAAUCCUGCUGUCCUCAUUGACAUCAAUGAGAAUUUUGUCUUAGAGUGGAAAAACUAAAAACUAUUCAUCUAGCGGAUCUGUGCUAUUAUAUACAGAGGGUGUGUGUGUGAAAAACACACAUGCGGGGUGUUAAACCUCAAGUCAGUGUGAUAGCAUUUCAUUUCAUCCUUGUACAAAGAAAAGCCAAUUCACAGAGAAGUUAUACUUCAUAAACUUUUGCUUCAAAUAGGAUCAUUUGAGUGAAAACAGUCCCAUAUUCUCACAAAAGUGGCACUAGUUGAGUGAAAAAUGACACAUUUCCAAAUUUUGAUUUUCAAAAUUAUAAAUAAAUAUAAGACCCGAGCAGAAAAUAUUAACUUUGAUGUUUCACAUGUUGGUUUUACAUUUUGGGGCUGUGCUCACAGAACUCCCAUGGAAAACCAUGAGAAUUCUGAAGGUGAGGGUCUUGUAGGAUCAAUCCUACUAUUGAUUUGCGUUCCUAAAGUACCAGUCACUGGAGUAGCCAGGUUCCAUCUUUUUCUGAAAUCUCAAAAGAUUCACUGAAAGACAUGUGUGUAAAUAGUUUAGGUCAAUUCCUUUCUCUUCUCUACUCUCUUUAGAAUGUGCACAUCUCUCCUUAUGUCCAGUGUAAGGUUUUUAUAUUUCAAACAUUGAACACAUUUUGAACCAAGGGAACCUCAUUUCACAAGUUUUUAUUCAAGUGAUGGAAAACAUUGAUUAGAGUUCUUUGGUUUCGAUCUAUCCAUUUGAUUGUGGGGGAGGUCCCUGAUGGCUCUGCAUAGCCCCAUUGACUUUAGUGGGAUGCAGCACACAAGUGUAAGGAUCUCAAUCAGAUUACAGGAUUGAGGCCUUUAUUGGCAACUGAAGCAUAAUUAACAGAGGAACACUGGUUAAAGUAUAAAAUUAAUUGUGCCCCAAGCAGAAAAACUCAGCAGGUUUCUGGGGAACUCCAUAGGGGUAAUGGAAUAUGUAGCUACAGCCCAACUAAACGUCAGAGUUUGGAGUGUGCUUCCUGGCUAUUUUGCCUCCCUUGUCAAGGUCAGGGGAAAGGGCGGAAGAGCUAUAUAGUGGCAGAUCAUCUGACCCUGCACAACCACCCCUAAAAAGUCACUGCACAAAGAGAUUUCAUGGUAGGUAUGAAAUCAUCUUGGUGUCACCCCAUUGGGCAGCAGUACCAGAGCAAUUGCAUUACAUAAGUGUCCUCUACUCUGGCGAAAGAGUGGGUAGGAUUUGGCCCACAGUGAAUCAAUAUUCACAGCUAGGUCCUCAGCUUGUGUAACUCAGUGUAGCUCCUUUGAAGUCAAUACCAACUUACAGCAGCUUAUAUAGCCCCUCACAUUAUAAUACAGCCUUCCCUUUAGAACAGAUGCAACUUGAUGCAAAUAUAAAGAUAUUUAUAUGGCAAUCAGAAGUGUCCAUUAAUAACACGUGCUUUUUUGACUAUCAGCAAAACGUUGGCAGUUUCAAAGGAACAAGGACAAAGUUCGUUCGUUCUUAAUUAAAUAGAGGAGUUGGGGAAAAAACAGGUAUGAAACAAAUGCUUCAUCUCAUGAAUGUGUAGUGUCAUUUGAGAUCUUCCUAUCACCUUUGCUUUUGUUUUAGACUCCAGGGCUAUCAUUAAAAUAAGAUGUUUGGCUCCAUCAUACACCAUAUUGUACCACUUAAAACAUAUAUAAAAAUAACCCCAGCCCCUGAAAUUUCCACUCAUCCCUUGCAAAUUCUGAUCUUUGGCUCAUGUUUUACUGACAUAACUCCUAUAACAUUUUACAGUUAUAUUCUUUAGGCCCCUUCAAGAAUGUGCACCAAAUUGUUGAAUGGGGCCUUUUCAUGGUUUCAAGAAAAACGAUCGGAAUAUUUUAACAGUUUUAAAAGAGGGGGUAUCAGGAUUAUAAAAUUAAGGUUUCAGAUAGUUAAUGGUUGAUGCUUGUUUGCCAAAGAAAUACAAGGCCAAAUUUUGCCUCUACUUACACCUUAGUAAGCCCACUAAGUUCCUAGGUGUAACUGAGACCAGAAGGUGGGACCCUUAGAAUAUCUAAACUUUAGUCAAGGAAACUGAACAGAUUGGGGCUAACAGACAGUUUCUAAUAUGAAUGCACUUAAAAAUCUAAUAUGAGAGCAUAUGGCAUAGUAGUCAUUUUACUGUAAACCAUCCAAUAGCUUCACUUUACACAUUAUAUUGGUGCUAAACAUUAAACUAAAACAAAAAAGAAAAUAUGCAUUGUAUUUACAGACUGUAAAUGCACCAUUUCAUUAUUUUUUAUGCAUGUUGCUAACUGUCUGUCUCUUCUGGUGAGUUUACCUGCAGUAAACUAACUUUAUGGUAAAUGCAAUACUCAUCUGUGAUGGUGCCCUUCCCAUCUUUGUGCAUUUUGAGUAUUGUGCUGAAUAAAUUUAGAAUGUGAUUGAUCAUGUGAAAAGGGAAAUCAGCAACCCCAUUAGAUAUAAUCUUAUUAGCAUUUAUCUACAAAAAUAUCCAGGAUAUUAUAGUUGUACUCAGAGGGUUAACAGAAAAGCACAAGGCAUGCUGAUUACAUUGGUGUAUCCAAACUGCUUUGCUUUUUUAGCCAGUGUUUGCUAAUUUUUCAGAAAAUUCUUGGAAAAUUUAAAGUUUAAAAUAAUUUAAGUGUUGUUGUUCAAGGAAUUUCUAUAACCAAAUUAAUCUUAUUUUUAGUUUAACUUAUCACAGGAAUAAUAUGUAUCAUUAACGCAGUGUAAGUCUGUAGUUAUAAAUUUUAUUAAUUCCACAAGUGAUUCAAGAUUUUUUUUAAGUACUUAAUAUAGAGCUUACAAUGGUGGCAUAGGUGACUGAGACUGUCUUUCUUUUUGGUAAACAAACAAUAUUGUAAUUUCAAGAGAGUCCUAAGAACCAGCUUUUCAGUUUGGUAGUGUACUAGUUAGGGAAAAGCGAUCUCAUUACAUGCAUUGUGUAAAUCUUUGUAGAUGAGAACUGUUCAUAUGAAUGAACACACUUUUUUUCUUGACAUUGUAGCAGAAACUGUUUACUUGUUGAUGAUCAACCAAUACAUUAAUUUGCUUCAGACUGUUACAGGGGAAAGUGAGACUCCAGUCAUUGAAAAUGUUAUUGCUUUACAGUAGCCCUCAUCUAAUUUAAAUGUGGUGCAUACUACAAUAAGCAAAGCCAAACCUGUGAAUAAAUUACUCAAAAAGCUU